Alosa sapidissima (American shad) is the source of this 3166-nucleotide messenger RNA. RefSeq names its product indian hedgehog B protein-like. Gene Ontology annotation, molecular function: calcium ion binding; patched binding. Gene Ontology annotation, biological process: cell-cell signaling; intein-mediated protein splicing; regulation of gene expression. The record is from RefSeq and is a predicted model, not a curated record. The transcript is spliced from 3 exons. Bases 782 to 2080 code for a protein of 432 amino acids. Lineage: Eukaryota; Metazoa; Chordata; Actinopteri; Clupeiformes; Clupeidae.
GUUUGUGUUUGUGUGUGUGUAGUUGGUGGGGUCAACGUUCGUCCAGUUUGGGCCAAAUGUUCGGGUCAACUCCGACUUUGUGUGUGUGAGUAAGCGAGCGUGUGUUUGUGUACGCCGAGUCUAAAGCUGCGUCCUUCCAGCAGCAAUGAGUGUUUGGCAGCAGGAGAGCCGGUGGGUAUACGACGUUCCCAGUGUGACCGGCUGGGAGGAGUGGCGGCCGUGGAUAGAAGGGCAUAACUGGCAGGGUGCGGUCACAGCUUGCGACUGGUCUUGUGGAUUACUUCAAUUCCCAAUUCAGCCAGAGACAGGGACUCAUUCAAAGGCGACCGCGGAAGCACGAACUGCCACGAGGAUACCCCUUUGACAGCUCACUGUCAACCUCACGCCACCGGCUCUCCAGAGAGAACACACACACGUGCGGCUGCUCGGGCUUAUCGUUAAAUAAAUGGACUUUCCUGCUCGCGCUCAUUUACGUGUUUUACUCCAGAGACUGAAGUUUCGAGGCGUUUGGCCACCGGACACUCGGUGUCACAGAAUCUCCGCUCGGGCGACUUCAUUCCCAGUUACAUGACUGCCUUCACGUUGACAUUUGCGAGCGAACGUUUUUACGCACCGAUAAUGACGCGGAUCAAGGUGAUACAAAAUUAAAGGUUUUAUCCUCCACCCCCCACCAUCUACCCCGUGGGGGGAAUAAGGAGGGGGACGAGGGGUAUUUUCAAACUCCACGGCGACCUGUGCCACCUUACCACUCCCUACCGGAGUGCUCGGCGCUGAGGGUGGAAUGCGGCUCCAAGUGCUUUUGGGGGUGUUCAGCGUCUGCGCCCUGGCUUUCUCACCUGUAGCGGAGGGCUGUGGACCAGGGAAGGGAUAUGGAAGGAGGCGUCCGCCGCCGAAACUCACACCCCUCGCCCUGAAGCAGUUUAGUCCGAACGUGGCCGAGAAGACGCUGGGAGCCAGCGGCAGAUACGAAGGGAAAAUAACCCGGAAUUCUGAGCGAUUUAAAGAACUCACACCUAACUACAAUCCUGACAUUAUCUUUAAAGAUGAGGAGAACACGGGGGCGGAUCGGUUGAUGACACAGCGCUGCAAGGACAAGCUGAACGCGCUGGCCAUCUCGGUCAUGAACAUGUGGCCGGGGGUGAACCUGCGGGUGACGGAGGGCUGGGAUGAGGACGGCCACCACUCCGACGACUCGCUGCACUACGAGGGCCGUGCCGUGGACAUCACCACGUCCGACCGCGACCGCAACAAGUACGCCAUGCUGGCUCGCCUGGCCGUGGAGGCCGGCUUCGACUGGGUCUACUACGAGUCCAAGGGACACGUCCACUGCAGCGUCAAGUCUGAACACUCGGUGGCAGCAAAGACCGGUGGUUGUUUCCCCGGUAACUCCCUGGUGACAGUGGAGGGCGGUGUAAAGAAGCUGAUGCGCGACCUUCGACCCGGGGAGCGCAUCCUAGCCUCGUCUGGCAGCGACGGCGGCGGCGAGCUGCUCUACAGCGAAGUCGUGACCUUUCUGGACCGGCAGCCGCGCGCCCGCAAGACCUUCUACACGCUGGGCACGGCACAGGGCGCCAACCUCACCCUCACGGCCGCCCACCUGGUGUUCGUCACGGACGCUGCCCGCUGCUCACGCAGCACGCUCACCGAGGCCUUUGCCAGCGACGUGCGGCCCGGACAGUGCGUCCUCACCGCCUCAAGCCGAGGGGAGGAGGAGGAGGAGGAGGAGAAGGGGGAGGAGGAAGAGGGGUCCCCUUUGCAAGCGAAGAAGGUGGCCCGUAGGGGACGCCUGGCGCGGGUCACGUGGGUCGAGGUGCGCGAGGAGACGGGCGCGUUCGCCCCCCUCACGCGCCACGGGACGCUGGUGGUGGACGACGUGCUGGCGUCCUGCUACGCCGCCGUGGACCAGCAGUGGCUGGCGCACUGGGCACUGGCCCCGCUGCGGGCGCUGCACAGACUGGCAGGGCCGAGCGCGGGCACGGGGACGGGCACACACUGGUACGCCUGGCUCCUACACCGGCUCGGCUCAGCCCUGCUGGACUCAUCUCACUUUCACCCCUGGGGGAUGGCCGCCGACGGAUGAGAGAACGGAAGAGGAGAGAGAGAGAGAGAGGGAGAACGAGAGAGAGAGAGACGGAGAGACAAAGUCAGGGCAAAUGGAAGAGAGGAAAGAAAAACACUGAAAGACUCAAUGAAGAGGCUCAGUGAUGAAAUGGCACAGAGAUGGACUAGUAAACGAGAGGAAGAGUGUGAAUGGUGAAAAUAUGGACAGAGUGAUGGAUUUAAGAAACAAGUGAAAGGAGAGAAAAAGAAAGAAUGAAGGGACAAAAAAAGAUAGAAAGGUGAUGUAGUUGUGUGUCAAACACAAUGACCGGACAAAAAGGGACAAGUUGUGGAUAUGGUGAAAAAGAGGGCAGCCACAUAUGUGCUGGACUAUGGGGCCCAAGCAGACACCUGACUCAGGAAACUCCCCUGACACACAUCUGGAUUGAGUCUGUUGGAUCAUAGCCAGACCUGCACCAGCCCCUCUCCACUCUCUCUCACACACACACAAGCGUGCACACAUAAAUACAGAAGACACACACACACACACACACACACACACACACACACACACACACACACACACACACACAGAGAGACAGAUGAACACAGGGAAGAGGCUCACUGGAGGUUUUUGAUGCCAUUGAUGAUUUCUAACAGCAGUCUGUUAUUUUUUUUAGAAGGGUCUACCAAUAACACUACAUAAUGUGUUUGAAUACUGCUGUUGUUUGUGUUUGUUUGUUGUUGUUGGUUUGUUUAUUUGUUUUCUAGAAAGGUGUACAAAAAAGCAGCUGACUCUGGUAAUAUAUUAUUUAAACUCAGCUGCUGCUCAGUGGGUGUCGGAUUAUGAAGCCCAUAGAGUUAGAGAUUAAGGCUUCCAUUCUAUAGUCUACACUGGAAGGAAAGUGCUUACACACACGCACGCACGCACACACACACACACACUCACAAACACACACACACACGCACACACACACACACACACACACACACACACACACAUACACACACACACACACACAGCUUUUUGUAAACUGAUUUGCAUGCACAAACACAUGAUGAAAAAUAGUGAAGGAAAUACUCAUUCAUAGUGCAUCACUCUAUGUUACUCAGCCCAGAGGGUAUA